CUCUACUUUCCCACGCUUCUGUGUGUCGGUCUCGCUAGCUCUUUCUAUAAGAAUAAAUUUGGCGUCUUCUCUCCUCUCUCUCUGUUUCUCUUCAUUCUCCCACAGCCACGUGUAACCUUAAGGCUCGAGCAAUAACCUUUGUGUUUUUAUUUUUUAUUUUUAGUUUUGCGAGCUUGUCAUUUCUUUUGUACGUGAAGACUAUCAUCAUCAUCAUCAUCAUCAUCAUCUGCGUUUUCAGUUUCAGUUUCAGAGAAUGGCUGGUGUAAAUGAAAUGAUUGAGGGUUCGGAGCUGAUAACUGAAACAAUUGAGAAGCUCCCAGCAACUGUUUCAAGGGAAGGAAAAGGGAAGAGAUUAUGUAACAAAGUUCAGUAUCAGCUUGUAGAGUACCAUUCUUUGCCUGGAUAUUUAAGGGACAAUGAGUUCAUUGUGGGCCAUUACCGUCCUGAAUGGCCAUUGAAGCAGGUUCUGCUCAGUGUCUUCACUAUCCAUAAUGAGACAUUGAAUGUUUGGACGCAUUUGAUUGGGUUCUUCCUUUUCCUUUCCCUGACCAUAUACACUGCAAUGAAGGUUCCAAAGGUUGUUGAUCUUCAUUCUCUCCAUCUUCCAGAGGUGUUAAAAGCUGAUUUGCACAGAUUGCAAGAGUGCCUCCCCUCUUUACCCACCAUGCCUGAUCUUCACAAACUUAGGGAGGAGUUGAAGAGUACAUUUCCUUCAAUUGAUAUGCUUCCAUCACUCUCAGGAUGGCAUGUUAUGGACCUCCUAUACAAUUGUUUGCCUGAGCGGUUCUCACAUGGUAACCAGACUGAUGUUUAUGUUCUGCGUACCGUGAAGGAGGAUGUUGCAAACAUAAUAGCACCCCUAAUGAUGAUGAGGCCAAUCACACGAUGGCCAUUCUAUGCUUUCUUGGGCGGGGCCAUGUUUUGCUUGCUAGCUAGCAGCACGUGCCACCUUCUCUCGUGCCACUCCAAGCGUUCAUCAUACAUCCUGCUUAGGCUUGACUAUGCCGGAAUUGCAGCCCUUAUUUCUACCUCCUUUUGCCCUCCGGUGUACUACUCCUUCAUGUGCAAUCCUUUUUUCUGUAACCUUUAUAUGGGGUUCAUAACUGUCUUGGGAGUUUCCACAAUAUUGGUUUCGCUCCUGCCAGUGUUUCAAAACCCUGAAUUUCGUACCGUUCGUGCGUCCCUCUUCCUCGGCAUGGGUUUGUCCGGGAUAGCACCUAUUCUGCACAAGCUUAUCUUGUUCUGGCAUCAACCUGAAGCCCUUCACACAACUGGCUAUGAGGUUUUGAUGGGGAUUUUCUAUGGACUCGGAGCACUGGUUUAUGCCACCAGGAUUCCGGAGAGAUGGAUGCCUGGGAAAUUCGACAUUGCAGGGCACAGCCACCAGCUUUUCCAUGUAUUGGUGGUGGCUGGAGCUUAUACUCAUUACCAUGCAGGGCUGGUUUACCUCAAGUGGCGAGACCUGGAAGGAUGCUGAGGAAAGUAAAUCCUGAAUGCUAAAAGUAGUUGAUGAUAUCGUAGAUUAAUGUCAUUGUGUAUCAAUAAAACAAGUUUUAAGUUGAUGCAGUGGAAAAGCGAAAUGCUUCUCAGCUGUUGUUUGAGAUUUUUUAUUCCUAAUCUUUAUAUUAAUUUUGUGUGUCCGUUAAAAUUAA
Messenger RNA from Populus nigra (black poplar), 1652 nucleotides. Its product is annotated as heptahelical transmembrane protein 4-like. The coding region runs from base 254 to 1477 and encodes 407 amino acids. Gene Ontology annotation, molecular function: signaling receptor activity. Lineage: Eukaryota; Viridiplantae; Streptophyta; Magnoliopsida; Malpighiales; Salicaceae. Gene Ontology annotation, cellular component: membrane. The record is from RefSeq and is a predicted model, not a curated record. The transcript has 4 exons.